Molecule: messenger RNA, 768 nt
Organism: Naegleria fowleri
Lineage: Eukaryota; Heterolobosea; Eutetramitea; Acrasida; Naegleriidae
Exons: 1
Coding region: 1-768 (255 amino acids)
Source: RefSeq, a predicted model, not a curated record
AUGGUCUUCGGUAUCAAAUUCAUUGUUGACGUUGCCUCUGGUAAGAACGUCUUUCAAGCAGCCAGAGAAAGUCUCAACCCAUUUCCUCAAGUGACAGCUCCUAUCAACACUGUAAAAGACAUUGUGACAGGUCGAAAUGUCGUGGAAACGUUGGUGGAUCAUACCAUUCAAAUGGACCCUCUUCUAAGUACCGCUCAACAAGUUCUUAACCCAAAAAAAGGUCUCUCUGUCUUAAUUUAUGAUUCCACCAAUGAACAUGAAUCCACACGAGAUCAAUUUGCUUCAAUUUCUUGGGCUGUGGGUUCUUCCUUUUUUGAAGCUGUGAAUAAAUUCGAUCGUGUCAUUCGAGCAAAGAGUUGGGAUCAAGUCGUUCGAGAAUUGAAUCAAAUCGCAGACAGUGGUGAAUUGAUUCGAGAAGUUCAAUUUUGGGGCCACGGCUCACCAGGAAAGGUUUUUAUUGGGCAAGAUGAAUUGACAACAGAAGUAUUAGACACUCCUUCUUGGGUAUCUCUUUCUAAAAGAAAGAUCUUUCAUCAAAAUGCCUUGUGGUGGUUUAGAAGUUGUUCCACUUGCAACCGAAAUGAGGGAAGAAGUUUUGCAAAGAAAUUUGUCGACUUGUUUGGUGUGAGGAUGGGUGGUCAUACAGUGUUUAUUCAUGCCAUUCAUGCAGGUUUGGUGUGUUUGCGUCCAGGACAAGAACCUUCAUGGAGUGAUGAAGAUGGUACCUGGUGUUUGGCAACUGACAUGGGACAUCACUCACUCAAUUAA